UAUUCCACCAUUCAAUAUUUGCUAUUUCAUUUGCAUAGACCUGCCUAUAGUCAUUUGUCGUUCAAGCGGAAAGUUCGGAAAGUUCGAAAGCUUCUAUUAAAGAUACAAGUGGAGUCAUCACAGUCAUGACUGUUAACUAGUAUGUAGAUUUUGCUGAUUGAAGUCAAAUUUCGCACCUGCUACCAACGCAACAGGCACGAACAUGCUUGCACAAGACUAGCCCAACUUUACCUUACCUCAACGUAGAAAAUUUGAUAUUUACGUUACAUCAUUACAUACCAAUCUCAAGUAAAAGGACAUUGGACAAAAUGUGGCCACUAACAAAACUCUUAUUGAUAAAUAUUUUAAUAGCAACGUCACAUGGAAUUGUCCAUGAAAGAGAAGCUCUUAUAGAAAAGGAACUAAAAAUGAUGGUUGGACAUUCAAUUAAACUCAGUGACAGAGAAAUAGAAGCAAAUGAAAUAAUAAUGGACCUUAAGCGUGAAGAAAUAGAUUACGGUUUUUGGAAUCCCAAAGAUUUUAAUCUAUCAAAACAUUUCUUCGAAUAUAAGGAGCAGGUGAAAGACACUAAAUUGUACAAAAUACUGAAGAGUAUGCCCAAAGGCGCAAUGCUGCAUGGACACGACACGGCUAUACUGGGUCCAGAUUACAUGCUUGAAUUAACCUAUUGUGACGACCUGUGGGUUUGUUUCAAGGAAGACCAAUCCGAUGUUAGCUUUAUUUUUUCGAAGCACCGCCCUACUGGGUGGUGUGAAACGAAAUGGGAAAGAGCCAUGGAUAUAAGAAGAUCUACAAAUUUUAGAAAAUUUGAUGCAAAACUUAGAAAAUUCUUUACUCUUGUGAUUGACAAUCCUCAAGAAGUUUAUACUGAUGUGAAUACAGUUUGGGAAUAUUUUAUGAAGUAUUUUAUACGCACGGGACCUCUAUUCACUUAUAAACCAGUGUGGGAGAAGUAUUACUACCAUACAUUGCUUGCUUUAAGAGAAGAUAACGUCAUGUACCUUGAAAUUAGGAGUGUAUUGCCACCAUUGUACGAUUUGGAAGGCAAUAUUUACAACUCGGUAGACACAGCCAAAAGCUACAAGCGAGUGACAGAAAAAUUCAAGAAAGACUAUCCAGAUUUCUUCGGAGCAAAAUUGAUUUAUGCUCCUAUAAGAUCAGUGGCCACAGAAACUUUGAAAAACUAUAUUAAAAUAGCUAAAGAAAUUCACGAGCUGAUGCCUGAUUUCCUUGCGGGUUUUGAUUUAGUUGGUCAAGAGGAUUUGGGAAAGCCUUUGAAAGAGUUUUAUCCCGAACUAGCAAAUAUUGGCCUGAAUUUGUAUUUUCAUGCAGGAGAAACGAAUUGGUACGGCACAAGUACAGAUGAGAACUUAUUUGAUGCUAUUCUUCUUGGCACAAAGAGGAUCGGGCAUGCAUUUGCUUUAGUGAAGCAUCCUUUGUUAAUGAAAGAAGUUCAGAAGAGAAAGAUAGCACUAGAGAUGAAUGUUAUAUCAAAUGUUGUUUUAAAGUUAGUCGAUGAUGUAAGGAAUCAUCCAUUAGCUACGUACUUGAGUCAAGAUAUGCCUGUAGUUCUAUCGAGCGAUGAUCCAGGUACUUGGGAAGCUGAGAUUUUGACUCAUGAUUUUUAUGUUACUUUUGUGGGAGUGUCCAGUCGACAUGCAGAUCUUAAAAUGUUGAAGCAGUUGGCUUUGAAUUCUCUAUACUAUAGCUCACAUAGGGCAAAGCGUAAAAUGGUGCAUGAGUUUCAAAUUCGUUGGGCAAAGUUUAUUGAUGCAAUUCUUAAAGAUCGACCUGAUCGCGUUCAUGUUUAGAAAUUGAUCGUGUAUUUGCUGUCUGAUUGUUGUUUUCUACUGUUGUAUAAAUUAAAUAUUAAUUUGUUUUGCAA
Messenger RNA from Spodoptera frugiperda (fall armyworm), 1885 nucleotides. Its product is annotated as adenosine deaminase 2. Lineage: Eukaryota; Metazoa; Arthropoda; Insecta; Lepidoptera; Noctuidae. The record is from RefSeq and is a predicted model, not a curated record. Gene Ontology annotation, molecular function: adenosine deaminase activity. The coding region runs from base 309 to 1811 and encodes 500 amino acids. Gene Ontology annotation, biological process: adenosine catabolic process; inosine biosynthetic process. The transcript has 2 exons.